AUGGAUGGAUCAUGGGGAGCGAAAGAUGAAGUCAAAUGCAAAGUCUUGUUAUAUGCAAUUUCGGACAAGCAUGGCCAUGAACCUCAUUCUGCUGCCAUUUUUCUUCGCAAGGAUGGCUUUAGGCUCUCUUGUUCCAGAAGAAGCAAUCUCCGAGAAGGGAGUCUUCAAGGAACUCUACCGCCGGAGCUAGUUAGGUUGCCGUACCUUCAAAAGCUGAUCCUUGCACGCAACUACCUCAGCGGCACAAUCCCUCUAGAAUGGGGCUCUAUGAAACUUGUUACAAUCAACCUCCUUGCCAACCGUUUAACGGGUUCAAUCCCAGCAGAGCUGGCAAACAUAUCCACUCUCGAGAUUUUAAACAUUGGUUUCAAUCAAUUUUCGGGAAAUCUUCCUCCUGAGCUUGGGAAACUACCUCGGCUUCAAAGACUGCAUCUUGCGUCAAACAAUUUUACUGGGCAAAUACCUGCAACAUUCGCUGGGCUAACCAACUUGACUCACCUUCGACUCAGUGACAACAAAUUCUUUGGAAAGAUACCCGAUUUGAUUGGGAACUGGAAGAAUCUCCGCAAACUAGCAAUUGUGGGGAGUGGCUUGAGUGGGCCUAUUCCGGCUGGACUUUCUCUUUUAGUGAACUUAGUUGAUCUUUGUAUUUGGUUAUGCUUAAAAUUUUUCUGCAGGAGAAUUAGCAAUUUAAAUGGACCCCAUUCAAAUUUUCCACAACUUGAUAAUAUGACAAAUUUGGGAACAAUCAUAUUGAGGAGCUGCAACAUUGUUGGAUCUUUACGACUUGACUUUACCGAGAGCAUGUCUAAUUUGAUCGAGUUAGACCUUUCUUACAACAACUUCAGCAUCAGCAACUUGAAGCCUUCACUUGGUACACAAAAGAACGUGAAUUUAUUCGCAAAUCCUUUGGGAGGAAACAAGUCCGGACUCAUCCCAUGCUCCGGAAGGUGUCCUAAAACUUACUAUUCGUUCCGCAUAAAUUGCGGCGGAAAGGAAGUAUAUGUUGGAGGGAAAAAAUACGACGAAGACUCUAUCGAGGGACGAGCAUCUCAACUGUUCGUGAGUGAAACAUCAAACUGGGCAUUCAGUAACACUGGUCACUUCGUUGAUGACGAUCAACGUCCCAUAAAAUCUUACAUUGCGGAUAAUGAUAAUAAUAAUUCAGGACUACUCUUUAUGCCGAAUCCUGAACUUUACACAAAUGCACGCCUCUCCCCCGUUUCUCUGACUUACUAUGGUUUUUGUCUGGAGAAUGGUAACUACACAGUAAACCUUCAUUUUGCUGAGAUAAUGUUUACUGCUGAUAAAAGCUUCAGGAGCUUGGGAAGACGAGUAUUUGAUGUCUACAUUCAGGGAAAAUUGGUGCAGAAGGAUUUCAAUAUUGCAGAUGCAGCAGGAGCUGGUAAGGCAAUCACAAGAAAUCACACCGUUGUAGUUAACAAAAACGAUUUGGAGAUUCGCUUAUAUUGGGCUGGGAAAGGGACAACCAGUGUUCCUGAUAGAGGGGUAUAUGGCCCUCUCAUAUCAGCAAUUUCUGUGGAUGCAGAUUUUGCAAUCCCAUCGCAAAGUCGAGGUCGUCUACCUUUAGGCGUUGUUAUUGCAAUUGUGGUUGUGGGGACAAUUACGAUUGUCUUGGCUAUGCUUUGCUGGAUAUGCUUUUCAAAGGAAAAAAGUACACCUGAUCAAGAACUAGAAGUUUUGGACAUGCGAACUGGUUCCUUUACCUUGCGGGAAAUUAUGGCAGCCACAAACAACUUCGACGAUACCAAUAAGAUUGGAGAAGGAGGUUUUGGUCCUGUUUACAAGGGCUUCUUGUCAGAUGGAACCGUGAUAGCCGUCAAGCAGCUCUCUUCUAGAUCACGUCAAGGGAAUCGUGAGUUCUUAAAUGAGAUAGGGAUGAUUUCUGCUCUGCAGAACCCUCAUCUUGUUAAGCUUUAUGGAUGCUGUGUUGAGGGAAGUCAACUACUUCUGAUAUACGAGUACAUGGAAAACAAUAGCCUUGCCCGUGCUUUAUUUGGCCCAGAAAAUUGCUGGCUAAAGCUGGAUUGGUCCGCAAGAAAAAAUAUUUGCAUUGGUAUAGCCAAAGGUUUGGCUUUUCUGCAUGAAGAAUCAAGACUGAAAAUUAUUCAUAGAGACAUUAAGGCCACUAAUAUUCUACUUGAUAAAGAUCUUAAUCCCAAGAUUUCUGACUUCGGUUUGGCCAAGCUUUAUGAAGAGGACAACACACACAUUAGCACCAAAAUUGCUGGAACUCGUGGUUAUAUGGCCCCUGAAUACGUAAUGCAUGGAUAUUUGACCAAGAAAGCAGAUGUUUAUAGUUUUGGAAUUGUAGUUCUAGAAAUUAUCGGCGGCAAAACCAAUACCACUCAACUGUCAGAGGAAGAAUGUUUUUAUUUGCGCGAUUGGGUAACCUUCAUCUUAUGCUCCAUUACACUUUUUACUAGUGCUUCAAUUAAACUUUGACCCUGACAUCUAAGGCUGCCAUUUAUGUACUCUUGUUAUCAGGCACAUCAUUUGAAAGAAGGAGGUAAUCUGAUGGAUCUGGUGGAUCCAAGGUUGGGUGAGGACUUCAACAGAGAGGAAAUAAUGGUUGUGAUUGAUGUGGCUGUCCGGUGCACUGAAAACUCUCCAAGACUGCGGCCUACCAUGUCCAAAGUGCUUAACAUUCUUGAAGGCAGGCCUUUUGUUGAAGAGGUAGUCUCAGAUGAUGAAAGUGAGAUUAUGGAUGGUGACUUGAAAUUGGAUUGGACAAAGAAAGAAGAAGCUGAUAAAGAUGAAACCCAGGCAAUAAUUUCGCCAAGCCAUAGGUUUCAUACUACAUAUAAAUCUUCUUCUCAAACGAAGGGUGUGUUUGGAUUGACAUUGGGUAAAAAUGACUUUUAG
Messenger RNA from Neltuma alba, 2886 nucleotides. RefSeq names its product probable leucine-rich repeat receptor-like serine/threonine-protein kinase At3g14840. Gene Ontology annotation, molecular function: protein kinase activity; protein binding; ATP binding. The transcript has 22 exons. NCBI's taxonomy places the organism in Eukaryota, Viridiplantae, Streptophyta, Magnoliopsida, Fabales, Fabaceae. Gene Ontology annotation, biological process: protein phosphorylation. The record is from RefSeq and is a predicted model, not a curated record.